AUGAGCGAAUUCCAACGCAAUCCCAAGGACUCGAUGAAGUCCUCCUGGCGGGGACUCGACCGCAAACAGUGGACGCCCUUCCACUGGUUCUACGAGAUCCUCGGCAUCCAUCCGCAGGCCCUGGACAAAGAGGUGCCCGUGCACCAGAAGACCGAGAAGGUGCCCUACAUGGGCCAGUGGUCCCAGCACCGCUGGGUGCUCUGGCACUCGUUCCUCCCCCUGGCCGUCCACCACGUCUAUGUCGCUUACACGGGCCAAAACUUCAGUCCGCUGGCCGCCUUCUUCUUCUACAGCCUCGCCUUCAAGCUCAUCGCCAUCCACGAGUUCCAGGCCCUCCGGCGCAUGGGCCAAAAGCUCGGCUACCUGGACGGUGACCAGCACGAGCGCGACGGGGUGCCCGACGUCGGGGUGCAGAAAGUGGUCCAGUCGCUCAUGUCGACCUCGACCUUCCGGCCCAUCAUGACCGUGCUCCUCAGCUACCGGCGCACGGUGGCCCCGGCGCAGAUGAGCUGGGCGUGGCUGCCCCUCGAGAUCGGGCUGUACGGCAUCAUCCUCGACUUCUGGUUCUACUGGUACCACCGGCUGAUGCAUGACGUGGGCGCACUGUGGAAAUACCACCGCACGCACCACCUCACCAAGCACCCGAACCCGCUGCUGACGCUGUACGCCGACACGGAGCAGGAGUUCUUCGACAUCGCGGGUGUGCCACUCAUGACAUAUUUCACUAUGAAGUUCAUGGGUCUCCCCAUGGGAUUCUAUGAGUGGUGGAUCUGCCACCAGUACGUGAUGUUCGCGGAGCUGGCGGGCCACAGUGGCUUGCGGAUGCAUGCAUCGCCGCCCUCAACGUUGAACUGGCUGUUGAAGCUAUUCGGGGCGGAGCUGGUCAUCGAGGAUCAUGAUCUGCAUCACCGCAAGGGGUGGAAGAAGAGCCAUAACUACGGGAAGCAGACCCGGCUGUGGGAUGUGAUUUUUGGCACCUGUGGCGGACGGAUCGAGAGUGUGUCGGAUAAUGUGGAUUAUUCGAACAAGGUCGCAAUGCCGAUGUUUUAA
Messenger RNA from Aspergillus heteromorphus CBS 117.55, 1050 nucleotides. Its product is annotated as sterol desaturase family protein. The coding region runs from base 1 to 1050 and encodes 349 amino acids. Gene Ontology annotation, molecular function: C-4 methylsterol oxidase activity; iron ion binding. The record is from RefSeq and is a predicted model, not a curated record. The transcript has a single exon. Gene Ontology annotation, biological process: ergosterol biosynthetic process. Lineage: Eukaryota; Fungi; Ascomycota; Eurotiomycetes; Eurotiales; Aspergillaceae.